Molecule: messenger RNA, 270 nt
Organism: Echinostoma caproni
Lineage: Eukaryota; Metazoa; Platyhelminthes; Trematoda; Plagiorchiida; Echinostomatidae
Source: the annotation of a GenBank genome assembly
AUGGAAAUACUUCGGUCUUACGUUGCGGCAAUUCGGAACACGAAUCUCGGAGCACAUUCCAGAAUGACUACUGGCAAAUUCAACUGGAAGCGCUCAAAGCUCUAUCAUGAAACACCUGAAGGCGACUGGCCACCCAGUGGAUCCAACGGACGCAUUCCGAAUUGUCUAUCGUUCGAAACGAUCCUAAAAUUCGCGGAAGCCGUGACCGUAGGAAGAGCGAACCCGAUUCUGUGCGCUCAGAAGCAGAUGGUGGUCGCAUCCGAGUCAUAA